Molecule: messenger RNA, 1017 nt
Organism: Musca vetustissima
Lineage: Eukaryota; Metazoa; Arthropoda; Insecta; Diptera; Muscidae
Exons: 1
Coding region: 1-1017 (338 amino acids)
Source: RefSeq, a predicted model, not a curated record
AUGGAAAUUGACUAUGGAAAUAAUAUUGAAGAAACCACAGCUUUAUAUGAAAAGGUUCAACGUGAAUUGGAAAUCUUAACGAUGCUCAAGAAUCGUCUGCAGCGACGGCUGAAAACCGAUAAUGGCCAAACGUUGGCAAGCACCUUGUGUUCGGGUGAUACGAAAUCAAUUAAACGCGAAAUUCAGACACAAAUCGAUAUGAUUUUGGAACGUUAUGACGCGCAAUUGGUCGAUGACAUUGUGCACGAGGCAAUGACGGAGGUAUUUGGCUGUAAAACACCAUCACAAAUGUCCAGUUUAUUAUGGUCCAUAUAUCGAGCCGAUAACCUAAAGUCCUUUGAAUUAAUGGUGCAAUUUCAAUUGACAUUUUUCCAUAAUGCCCUCAAACGUCAACAGGCAGCUGAUAUGGAGUUUCAACGUGUCUUUGGCAAGAAUCUAUACAAAUUUAAACAGUCGCCCUUUUACCCGAGCCUCAGUGGAAAUUUGAAACAAAAAAUCGAUUUGGCCAUAUUGCAGUUAUUAAGAAACAUGCAAUACUUAUUAUUUCAUGAACACUUUUGUCUAAUGAAUUCAAAAUAUUCCGAAUAUAUUUAUACGGCAAUGGGUCAGAGAAACUUGGAUUCAUUUAGUCGUUAUAUUUGGUUGUGGCAUGAUAAGCGUAGUAUAGACAUAACUGGUCAUAUCAAGGCCAUGCCCCACGAUUGGAAUCGAACGGAUACCAGUGAUUUAUUAGUUCAGCUGAAGGGCACGGAAUAUGAUGUCAUUUAUUAUAUGAGAAAAGAGGAUAAAAUGAUUGCCGGUUGGGAACCCCAAGCAAUCGGACCAAUGAACUCUAUUUGGAAUGUUGAACUUAUUGAUAACGAUCGUGUUGUUUUCUAUCAGGGCAAUUAUAUUAUGUGUUCGACAGAUGAGAAACACGAUGGUGAACGGCGUACAGUGAGAGCAUAUGAACGUGGCACUUAUACGUUCGAAUCGAAUGAGUGCCAGUGGUUGCUGGGAACUUGUAAUCGUAAAUAA